Molecule: messenger RNA, 2383 nt
Organism: Armigeres subalbatus
Lineage: Eukaryota; Metazoa; Arthropoda; Insecta; Diptera; Culicidae
Product: zinc finger protein 883-like
Exons: 8
Coding region: 126-2021 (631 amino acids)
Biological process (GO): regulation of transcription by RNA polymerase II
Cellular component (GO): nucleus
Molecular function (GO): zinc ion binding; RNA polymerase II cis-regulatory region sequence-specific DNA binding; DNA-binding transcription factor activity, RNA polymerase II-specific
Source: RefSeq, a predicted model, not a curated record
UAUUUACUUAUUUAUAUAAACUCGCAGUCUUUCAUUUCUUACGAACAUUUUUUGUUAUUGUAGCUUUAAAUUUUAAGUGUUUAGACCGUUUAGACUUUCUUAAAAUCUGCUGGUCGCUUACUAACAUGAACCUAAUUCCGGAACACAUUAACUUCGACGAAAUCUGCCGGAGUUGUAUGACCAAGAAGGAUCGCAUGCGGCCUCUGUUCGGUUCCAGUUUGGAUUCGAUGCUGAUGACAGUGGCAAAUGUUUCGGUCUCUCUCAACGAUGGUUACCCCGCCCAGAUGUGUGUUCAGUGUGUGCUGCAGGUCAGCAGAGCUUUCACAUUCAAGAAACAAUGCGAGAAAACUGAUACAACUUUGAAGGAGUAUCUUAGCCGAAUUCUCCAGGAGCCGGCGGGCACUGUGGACUUCAUACCAGCAGAUGAGGAUAAUCGGGAAGAAAGAGUACAGCUGAUCUCAGUCACGUCGCGAGAUCAAUCAAUGGCAUAUAGAUUCGAUGGACAUCACCGGCAGGACGAGUGUGUUCUAAUAUUGGAUACCGACGACAGAGAUUUAAAAGAUUUGUAUCAGGGCGAACAGAAAGAGAUGGUCGAAUUGCCAAUGACCUCAGUUGUUCCCGGGGUGGACGAAAGCGAACAGCUUGAUACAGUGGAAGAAUGUAAGCAAAUUGAACUUAUCGACACUUUUGACCAUUCACAAAAUAUUCUGGAGUAUGGCUCAAUGGCCAUAGAUGAUGAUAUUGUGGAAGAUGAUCAUUACGAUGAAGCAUACGAACAUAUGAAAGAGACACAGGAGAUUUCAUUCGAAAUUAAUGGAAAAUCAAAUUUGUUUUUGAUAAAUACAUUCAGGUGUCAGGACUGUCAAAAACAUUUCAGAACUAAUGUGGAGUUGAAGGAACAUCAAAUCACCUGCUUGAAAAGCCUCAGCAGCUUUACACCUGAUCCAAAGCACUUGUCGGAUAAAUCAGAAAAAAUCAAAACUUUAGACAAACCACCUUCGUACGAUAGUACCGUUUUGUUAAGAUUUGAGUGCACUAUCUGUAACAAAUGGUUUUCGAACACCAGCAAAUUAAGGCGCCACUCUCGAACUCAUCUAGUGGACAAACCUCACGUGUGCAAUGUUUGCGGUAUGUCAUUUGCGGAAAGCUCCAACCUGACGAAACACCACCGCAAGCACACUGGUGAGCUGCGAAACGUGGUCGGAAAGCCGAACCUCUGCUCGGUUUGUGGCAAACGGUUCAAAUGGGCCACCUCGCUGUCGAAGCACAUGAAGCAUCACACGAAACGGAAACUGUUCACAUGUCCGUAUCCCAAUUGCGACAAGUACUACGUGGAGCAACGCUCGUUGGAUAUUCACAUUUACUCGCACGAUGGCAAAAAACCAUUCUCGUGCAGUUAUUGCAGCAAAGGCUUCACGCAGAAGUGCAAUCUGGAGAAGCACGAACGAGUGCAUACUGGUGAAAAACCAUUCAAAUGCAACGUUUGCCACAAAAGUUUUGCCCAAAGUGGAUAUCUGGUCAUACACCAACGAAUUCAUAGUCAGGAGAAACCGUACAAUUGUGAUGAGUGUGGAAAACAAUUCGCCGCAUCAAACGCCUUGACGGUGCAUCUGCGAUCGCACAGCGGAGAGCGCCCUUAUGCGUGCGACAUGUGCAGCAAGCGCUUUUCGCGCCAAGAAACGCUCACCAUCCACAAAACACGGAAGCAUUUAAACGAUGCGUCGCAUCCGUGUACGAUGUGCUCGGAUAAAUAUUCCACAACCGAACAGCUAACGGAGCACCUCAAGAGCCAACACCGUGAUCGCUGCUAUCACAUGUGUCCAACGUGUGGGAAAGUGUUCGCAUCCAUGCAGAGCUUGAAGAAUCACCAAAAAGUUCACCUAAAAGAAGGAAUUAUUUCCGAGGAUCAACCCCAACCGAUGAUCCAAUUCGUGGUGGAUCAAGAAAUCAUUACGCAAACCGUAGAUUUGACCGCCCUGGAGGAACCGCCCACGAACAACUCGACAAUGACAAUAAGCUAAAAACAAUGUCAACGUAACCCAUUGAUCGGUUUCUCUAAAAUUAAGUAUCACGACAUAAUUUUCGAUUUUAAUGUACUUUAUUCGUUUCAUUCUUUAAGUCGCCUUUCCUUAUGAUCUGAAUUCAAAAUCGUCCUCACUCCAGCCACAUUCUUUGUAAAUAAUCUGAUAAUUUCAAAUUUCGCUUCUAGUCACUAUUAGUUAAUUCUUAAGAUAAAUCUGAACUCAAUAUUUUGAAACUACCCUUUCCCAUUUUUAUAAGAACGUACAUAGAUCAAGAAAUCCUCUGCGAGUUAAACGCAAGCUUUAUGAUGUUUGUUUCUUACCAGAAAGAAAAAAUCACCCAUUCUUCAAACCAAACGAAA